AUGACCCGGCACUCAGGCGUGAGAAAUUGCCUGGCGCCUGCUAUUUCUCCGGACAGUUGGCGUCGCGGAAAUCCAAACUUUGCCGCGAGAUGUUCGCAGGUUAAGACGAUCGCCAGAAACGGAAGUCACAAGAGAGAAGCUGUGUUCUACGAGAGCUGCUUUCCUUAUUUAGCCAAUUUUGGAGCCGAAAACAAAAAGGUUUUUCUUUUUUUCUUUUCAGCUCUGUAAAAAUUCUAAGAGUUGUUACCCGUUCCACAUUCGAUUAUUCAAAUCAACACUUUUUCUUGAAGCUAAUAUUUAUACAAAAGUUACACUUGAAGAAAACCUUUGAAUUUUGCUACACUCACUCAAAAUAAAAGGUUCAAAGAGUUCAAAGUAUGAAAAAUGUUGAUACAAUUGCAAAAAAAAUUUUUAUUUCUUUCAUCUAGCGAGACCAAUAAAUUGUAUUCACAAAAACCUUAGAAAAUUCAGAAAAAUUUGAAGUAGAAAAAAAAAGUCAAAUAUCACUUGGCGGUGUGAUAAAAUAAAUCAGCAAAAAAUAUUUUUUUAUAAUGUCAAGGCUCAAGUUUUUAUUUUCAAAAAAAUUAACCAGAGAAUGAGAACAAAUUUUGGAAGCUAUUGAAUAUAGUUGAAAAAUGAUCAACUCGAAGAAACAAAUAAUGGGCAAGAGAAAAAAAAGGCUCAAAAGAGCAACCGAAGCCGGGACGUCUGGCGGCCACGUGGUCCGAGCCUGUGUAAUGCGCCACUCGGCCCUCCUUUUUCAGCAAAUCCCCGACUAUUCCGAGAGUUAUGGGCUUUCGAAAAAUGUUGGAAGAAGCGUGUCCCAGUUCACCUCAAAAAAUCAAAUGUAGAAAAAGGUUUUUCUUUUUUUCGGACCUCGGCGACUGCAUUGGAAAAAGAGUAGAAGGAAUCGCAAAAAGAGACCUUCUCUUUUGCACUGGGAGCUCUCUGAAACUUGGCAAAAUUUUUGAUGAACUAGAUAAAAGUCUCAGUCAGCAUCCCAGAUCUUCAGAAAAGAUUCUUCAAGUCUUUCUUGAUAGCUGAAGCUUCAACCCUUUAUUUUAUGUUUUGAAGGCUUGAGAGGCUUUCAUGAUCAGCUGGAAAGUCUGAGAAAGCACCGUCAAAUUGCUUAUGCAAAGAAAAAGACACACGGAUCGCGUGUUUCUCCUAAUUAUGGCUGAGGAAUUCAUAUUUCGAGUUGUACUCUACUUGCAUUUCGAAAUCUCCAAUAAUUAGUCGAGCUUUAUGAGGUUUUUCUGUUGCAAGUCUAAUUAUCUGGUGAUCAAUCCCAGAUCUCGACAGAAAUUCGUUAAAGUAUCAAAUAACUUUCGUAUUAACUUUUUUUUUCUGCGCAAUCCGAAGUCUUAUAAAAAAAAAUCAAAAAUUUACAUUCAAGCCAGAAUCAGAGACGGAUAAAGUAUAAAAAUUCAAUUUUAGGAAGGAGUUCUGACUUUGUGA
Caenorhabditis auriculariae is the source of this 1458-nucleotide messenger RNA. The record is from the annotation of a GenBank genome assembly. Lineage: Eukaryota; Metazoa; Nematoda; Chromadorea; Rhabditida; Rhabditidae.